Adineta steineri is the source of this 927-nucleotide messenger RNA. The record is from the annotation of a GenBank genome assembly. NCBI's taxonomy places the organism in Eukaryota, Metazoa, Rotifera, Eurotatoria, Adinetida, Adinetidae.
AUGUUUCUAUUAUCUAAUGUUUUAUUUUUUCUAUCGAUCUUCAUUCUAUCUAGUAAAGCAAAUUUCGAUAUUCAAUGUUCAAAUGGUCGACAAGCUCUUUGGUCAUUUGAUAUGUUUAAUUUUACUUUUUCAGUACAUUGUUCUACACCUGGUCAAUCAUGUCGUAAUAAAACAGGCAGAUGUAAUAAACAAUUUUUAUGUUGUCCACGUACAUUUAAAAUGUCAUCGAAAUCUCAAUUAUAUGAUCGAGCAUCCGAUAUAAAACUUAUUCGUAUUGGUAAUGAUUAUAAAAAUCUUUAUCGUCUAUUUGAAAUACAUUUAUUAUCAAAUUCUGAAGCGAAUUAUGAUUUUCGUACACGUUGGCUUUUCUUUGAUAAAACAUUACGCGAUUUAUUUGAAAUGCCAAAUGCAAAAUUUUGGUUUUCAAUUAUAGAUUGUAUGCAAAAUCAUGGUAUUGCAUAUGCAUAUGUUCCUCUUAAUGCAACAUCAAUUACAUCUAAUAUAAGUGCGAUGACAAUUUUAACAAGACAAAAAAAUUCAACUGAUAGUAUAUAUAUAUGUUAUAUGGCAACAAGAAAACAACAUCGACGACAAGGUUUAGGGACACGUUUAUUACAACAAAUUGUUCAUCGAGCAUUACAUGAACAAAAACAUGGUAUUAAAUAUAUAACAAUGCAUGUAAAUACAUUAAAUAUUAUUGCACUUGAAUUGUAUGAAAGAUGUGGAUGGCGAUGUUAUGAUUAUUUACCUUCAUAUCUUGAUCAUGAUCCACAUCAUAUAACAAAUCAUGCAUAUGCAUUAAGACUUCAUUUAGAAAAUGUAAAGAAUGUUACGAGUUUAUGUCGAGAUUCAAAGGCUAUUCAUAUGAAUCCAUUCGAUAAUGAACUAAGUAUACGAAAUUGUAAUCGUACACCUGUUCAUUUAUAA